Messenger RNA from Peronospora belbahrii, 2310 nucleotides. Lineage: Eukaryota; Oomycota; Peronosporomycetes; Peronosporales; Peronosporaceae. The record is from the annotation of a GenBank genome assembly.
AUGCUCUAUAUCUACACAGUACUACUAGCUGUCUUGUGUCUCUACUCCCUAUCAUGGACAUAUAGCUCCGCACUCAAGACCAUAACAACCUCUUUGGAGCUAGAUGCCAUUAAAGCAUCGAAUACUGUCCAUUUGUUGCUGGUUUUUGCUAAAAAAGACGAGAUGAAGGAGAAAAGUUUGGAUGAGCUAGUACUCACUGCAUAUCCAUUACUAUUGGAUAUUGAGAAAGAUCUUGAUGGUUUUGUGACGUUUAAUGUCAUGGACAUUGCAUCCGACCCUAAAGGUUUAAUUCGAAACCAAUGGCAAUUCAAGAAACUUCCUGGACUCGUCCUGUACAAAGAUCUACCCAAGAAGAAUCCCUAUACUGGUAAAUUAUACAGAGAUGCAAUAGUACUAGAUGUGACUAUGCUUGAGAACCCUCGGAAGCUUAAAAGGACAUUGAAUCAAGCGAUUCCAAUGGAAUUUGUACAAGAACUUGAAGGUGAAGCAUUAGUAUUGAGUAACUUUGAGACGUUGGUGCAACAGAAGAGAGAGAAUGAAGAAACGGUGGUCUUGUUGAUCUCGACGGAGAAACAUGCAACGCCAAUGUAUCGAGCUUUAGCUGCUGAGUUUAGUGAUCAAGGACUGAGUUUUGUGUUUGUGAACCAAGACAAAGAAGGAGCAAAAGAGAUUAUGGAAAAGUUAGAUGUGGAAGAACUAUCGGCUGUGGUAGUGGUGAAAUCUAUGACGGACCGUGUUGUGUUGAAGGAGGAGAACUCGAAGCUGUAUAUUGACUUAAAGGGUUUUGUCGAGCCUUUUGCAAAGCAGAAAAGUAAGGAAGGUAAGGCUGGAGUGAAGAGGAACAAGGAAGGAAAAAAAGCCUCCAAGUAUAUCAAGUUCCUUACCGAAAAGGAUUUCAAUGACUUGGUGAUGCAAUCAGACGUGGUUUGGAUCAUUGAGUUUAUGGAUCUGGAACGUGAGCUAGCUGUGGUGGAAGAAGAUUGGAAGAAAGCUUUGAUGGAGUUGCAUCGCAAAACAGGGGUGGUGGCCAUGGGCGCAGUCAGUUGCGAGAAGGAAGCAGAACUGUGUGAGCGUUAUGGUGGGCCUGGUAUUCGUAUCUUUCCGCUUGGCGUUACAGAUGCCAAUACACUCAAGCGCGAAAGUGUUCUUGCGAAAACAUUUACCUCAUUUGAUGAGGCAAAGAUGGCCGCUAUUGAAACCAUUCCCGACCUCACUGUCACGAUCGCGUCUUCAUCUGAUCUGAAUUCAUUCAUUUCCCACGCUCGAAACAAUCACGCAUUGCCUACUUUGUUUUUUACAACCAAGAAUAUUACGCCUCCAUCGAUAAAGGCUCUUCUGCUGUCAGCCCCGACACACAAAGUCAUGUUAGCAGUUAUUCGGGACGCUGACGAAGAUAUGAAAAGGCAAUUUUUAGUGAAAUCGUCUGCGAGCACUGCACUGGUGUGUCUGGUGCCAACUCAAGAUUCUUCGGAAAACGCAACCUCGCAAGAAUUUGGUCUGGUUGUGUACAAUAAGAACACAAUGGGUCCGUACAACGUUCCGAAUAUGAUGCGGUUUAUGCUGCAAGUGCUUGCUCAGUAUCCACACCCCCAAGAUGUCAAGUCAGAGAGUGAUGAGGUUAAUUUUUCGUCGCUCGACGAAGUAUCUGCGCAAGCGCUUGUUCCGUACAUGACCAAGCAAAACAUCGCUGCUAUUUGUGGUGGCAACAAGAUUUGUGCGAUUGGAUUCUUCGAGGACCAUGUGGAUACGCUAAAAGAUCCGGACUCGCGGCUCACAAAGUGGUGGACGACAUUGGUACAUGUAGCUGCUCAGAGCAAGCAGAACAAAGAACCAUUCGAUUUCGUGUGGGUGAAUGGAAAAUGUCAAAAAGAUUUUGCUGAGGCGUUUGGCGUUGGCCACUUUCAGAUGCCAACAGUGGCAGUGUAUUCUCCGUCAAAGCAGCGCUUUGCAACGAACGUGGGAGUUUAUGACGUGCAGAGCGCGUCUGCGUUUCUGAAAAGCGUGCUGUCUGGUAGUAUCAGCACUGCUCCGAUUGGAAACGUCCCCGAGUUGGUUGAAGAAUGCUCAUUCGAUGAGAUUUAUGAUGUAGCAGUAGGAACGGACGAUGGUGUGGAGAAUAACGAAGAUCUUGAUGAUAUGCUGAGCGAGAUUCUUUCCGAUGAAAAGCAGCAGCGCGAUGAGCUGGAAAAGGAACUCAAGUCGGAACUGAAGAAGGACAAGAAGAAGGGCAAGACGAAGGGCAAGAAGAAGAAGAACAAAGCAAAGAAGAAGAAAGCGAAGAAGAAAAAGGCAGCACGUGACGAGCUGUAA